CACCAUGGCCGCCACGACUCGCCGAGGAGGACAACUUCUACAUCCCGACCAGGAAACCGUGCCGAGGCAAUAAGUCGCAACAGCCGCCGUCCCCUGGAGCACAGCGAGGCGAUGACAGCGCAGUCGGUCGGUGGCGUGUGCUGAGGUUUCCCACCCCCACCCCUGGACGUUAACGCGGCACGAGGAGCCAUAAAGAAACUCCCCUGCUUUAUUUUUUUUUCCGCGUCCGUGCCUGUCACUUUAGCCGGCUAGCUACCGCACACAGCCGCCGUCCUCCGGCGAACGCGCCGCAGUCGCGGAAAAAAAAAAAAGACGGGGGGGGGGGGCUACGCUUUUUUGGUUUUUCACUCGGAACGUGACCUGUUCGAGGCGGGUGCGGAGAGAACGUCCGAAGGCCCCGCGCGGAUAAGUUUGUGAGCACUCAUUAGCCUAGCCUAGCCUAGCCUAGCCUAGCCUAGCCUAGCCUAGCUUGAGCGAGCUAGCCAAUUAGCAUUGUAGUUACACAAGACGCGCUGCUAAUCCACGCACCAUCAUCGGCAUUACCGGGGGUUACUUAAAGGAACCAAGGGUGGGGGAUUUAACCCCUCUACUUAGCACACCCUGCAACUCUUCUGUUGAUCCCCUUGCUGGUGGUUCUUUUUUUUGGAAUAACAAUUGCAAACUGUCAAGAUUGUGUAGGAAAUACAAAACUGCAGCGUUCACUGGGGGUGGUGUGUUGAUCCCCUUUUUUUUUAUUGAUUGAAAUUUAUAUUAGUAGAUUGCACAUAGUAGAUUUAUCCCCUUGCUGGUGGUUCUUUUUUUUUUUGGAAUAACAAUUGCAAACUGUUGGAUUGUGUAGGAAAUACAAAACUGCAGCGUUCACCGGGGGUGGUGUCUAAUGUUGGCUUUGCUGCAAAACUGCAAGAAUGGAUGCAGUAUUUUAUUGACUUUGGUGGACAAGUGGCCAGUUUGAACAGAGGUCAAAUACUGAGGGCUAAAAGAUCACAUUAGUAGUUGCAUCCCCCGCACCCUUCACACCUCCCCUGCAGUACUGGAAUAGUUUGAUGGACGCGGGGGGCUGUUUGCCAGACUGUCCCUUCUAUAGUCAGUCAUGUACGUCUUGACACAUACACCUAGUGCCUGCUGUCGGAACCCGGUGUGGUUAUGUCGGUGGACGUCUCCUUCACAAACGCAAGACAAUGCGUAUUAGUUAGUGCCUAGCCAGAGACUACGUUGGAGAUUAACCCUUAACCACGCUGCCUACACACACGCACACACAGGCAGGCCACUGUUUAUUAGUCGUCGGGGAAUCGAACGUCGACGCCUGCCACUCUGGAUCAAGAAAACCCGCCCCUCGUGUCCGGUUGGAGUAACACCCUCAAGCCCAAAUCAAUGCCUUCGGCGCUGGCCGUGUUCGCCUGCCGACCCAACUCUCACCCGUUCCAGGAGAGGCAUGUGUACCUGGAUGAGCCCGUCAAGAUCGGCAGGUCGGUGGCUCGGUGUCGGCCGGCCCAGAACAACGCCACCUUCGACUGCAAGGUGCUGUCCAGGAACCAUGCCUUGGUUUGGUUCGACCACAAGACCGGCAAGUUCUACCUGCAGGACACAAAAAGCAGCAAUGGCACGUUCAUCAACAGCCAGAGGCUGAGUCGUGGCUCGGAGGAGAGUCCGCCCUGCGAGGUCCUUUCUGGAGACAUCAUUCAGUUUGGCGUCGAUGUCACUGAGAACACACGCAAAGUCACACAUGGCUGCAUCGUGUCAACAAUCAAACUCUUCCUGCCCGAUGGGAUGGAGGCACGCAGACGAAGCGAUGUCAUCCAGGCGCCGCUGCCGCUGCCUGUAGACAAGGUUGCGGCCAACACUCCCAGUAUGUAUUCUCAGGAACUCUUCCAGCUCUCCCAGUAUCUACAGGAGGCCUUACACAGGGAGCAGAUGUUGGAGCAGAAGCUCGCCACUCUGCAGCGUCUGCUCGUCAACACUCAGGAGGCCUCGGAGAGCAGCUGGCAGGCUCUGAUUGAUGAAGACCGUUUGCUGUCCAGACUGGAGGUGAUGGGCAGUCAACUGCAGGCUUACUCAAAGUCCCAGACAGAGGACGGCAUCCGGAAAGAGCUCCUUGCUCUCCAGGACGACAAACACAACUACGAGACCACGGCCAAAGAGUCUCUCAGGAGAGUCCUGCAGGAGAAGAUCGAGGUGGUCAGAAAGCUGUCGGAGGUGGAGCGCUCGCUGAGCAACACGGAAGACGAGUGCACCCACCUGAAGGAAAUGUCUGAGAGGAGCCAGGAGGAGCUGAGGGAGCUGGCCAACAAGUACAACGCUGCAGUCAAUGAAAUCAAAGAGCUUACAGACAAAAUAAAGGCAGCGGAGGGCCGCCAAGAGGAGCUGACCCAGCGGGGGGCGUCGGAGAAGCGAGCGCUGGAGCUGCGGAUCGAGGAGAUGGAGGAGAAGGAGCAGGUUCUCCAGGCUCGCAUUGAGGCUCUACAGGCCGACAACGACUUCACCAACGAGAGGCUCGCCGCCCUGCAGGUGCGCUUAGAGCAGCUCCAAGAGAAAAGCAUUAAGGAAAACAACAGUCUGGAUGAGGACUUAGGCUCCCCUGAGGCGGGAGAGGAGCCCGCGGUCGAGGGUCCAAGCCUGCAGACACCCGAGAGCCCUGAGGAAGAAGAAGAGGAAGAUGAGGAGGACACGGACACGGACGAGGGUGCAGUCGGUGAAGACGCAGAUGACAACUGUCACGUUAACAGCGGAGGAGACGCCACUCGAAUCCAACAGUUGAUUGAGUGUCCGCCAGUGAAACAGCUGAAGGAAGCAGUCAGUUCAUCAAUCCAUAAACUGACCAUCUUUGAUGACACCCACCUACAGAACAACCAGACAGCAGAAGACAACAUCCUGACCAGCCCGGAUCGUCUUAAAGGAAAUCAGAUGGAUGCCAAAGAGUCGGACAUGUCUGACACGCUGAGUCCAAGCAAAGACCGCAGCAGUGACGACACAUCAGACGGCAACAUGGACGACCAGGAGCUCAAUGAACCCCUGAACAGAGUAGCUCUUCUUAAAGCUGAGUUGCAUCGGGCUGGCUUAGAACCUGGUGACACGGAACAGGUCAUCCACCACCUCCACAGGGAGCUUCUGGAGGCCCAGGAACUAGCCAACACUGGCAAACAGAAAUGUCUGGACCUUCAAGCUCUGCUGGAGGAGGAGAGGAGGAAUAACUCUCAGCAGACCGAGGAGUCGACCAAACAGAUUCAGUACCUGCAGACUCAGCUUGGGAAGCUGCAGGCUGACAUGGAGGCUUUGAAGGAGCAGAGGGAGAACACCAUUUGUAGCACCCGAGAGGAGCUUUACUCGGCCCAGGAGGAGAUUCUCGUCUUGCGGCACGCCAUGGAGGCAGCCACAGCCGAGCGGGAGCGGGACAUCGCCGCCCUACAGGAGGACCUGGGUGGUGUCCGGUGCGAGCUGGAGCACUGGAGGAGCACCGCCGCCAAGUAUGAGGAAGAGAUCCGUCAGCUGCAGGAGGCCUUCACGCAGCAGCAGCAACAACAGCAGGACAGCAGUCAGCUGCAUGGGGAGUGUGUUGCACUGCAAGAGCGGUGUGUGUCUUUGCAGCAAGACUGUGAAGGCCUGAGAACUGAGAAGAAAACUCUCACGGACAAACUGCGCCACCUGGAGUCAGAAUUGUACAGUACCAAGGCGCAGAGUCUGGUCCUCAGCAGCAGACUGGAGUCUUUGGGGAAGAGGGAAGAAGUUCUGCAGGACAAACUGGGUACUAUGGUGAACCAGCACUUGCAGGACGCAAGUGAGCUUAAGAGCCAGCUGAACCGGGCCCAGGACCACACACACACUCUACAGAGAGAGUAUGAAGACACACAGUCACAGCUGUCGGACCUUCGUCAGCGGUAUGAGCGAACAGAGCAGGAGAAGAUAAACAUCGACCAGGAGCUGGAGCAGUGUAGGAGCAGCCUGAAGAUGCAGCAGGACAAGAACAGCUCUCCAUCCAUACUGCAGCCUGUCCAAGCCAUAUUCAUGGGUCUUGUCCUGGCUCUGCUCUACUGGUGUUUCGGCCAGUUGUGGUAGAAAGGGCGGCUGGAGCCCCUGGAUGCCGGUCAUCGCAGUGAUGGUCGCCGUGACGGCAGCCUUUAUCUACCCCAACCUCUCCAAGAGCAGCUCGGCGUAGCACACACACACACACACACACACACACACACGCCACUGCUUUACUUGUAUAAAGUCGAAUUGUACAUAAUUGUAGAGGGAAUAUAAAGGUUGUGGUUUCUUACAGAUAUUUCUUUUGGUUUAUUUUGUCGAGCGACAGGAAAGUUUAGUUUUCAAUCUGCUCUCUCUCAACUGUGGUGUUUUUUUGUUUGGUUCCGAGCAUCACAUUGGUUGGUUUUACGUUUGGCCGUCGCUCAGUCCUGUUGCUCAUCGGCUUCCGUGCGAUUCCAUGUUUUUAUCUUAAAAGGGGAUCUGCACUUUUUGGGGGGAAUUUUGCCUAUCGUUCACAAUCAAUAUGAAAGACUCGACGACGGGGGAAUUUUUUUAAUGUAUUCUCAAUAUUAAAUAAAUGUAAUAAAAAGUCAGCUUACAAUGGAGCCUAUAGGAGCCGUAUAAUUCUCCUAAAAAAAACAUCCAAACUCCUCCAUUACGCUUUUAUAUACAUUUAUAAUAACCUUAUUGACGUAUUUCAUAAACGCAUCACGUUUGCUUUAUUUUUUUUCAUCACUGAUUAUUACUCACAAGUGCCAACAAACAUAAUACAACAUCACUUACUGUACAAUGUCUGCUGACGUUAGGAUGCCGACUGCUCGCAUGUUCAUAUAUUCCCAUUUAGGUGAAGAAGCAGUGGGGACAAGCGCUUUUCCUGUCGCUCUCGCCAGUUCCCGGUCCUAAAUGGUGAUUAACGUGUCCCAACUUGUCAGAUUAUAUUCUCAGCCAUCUACUUUUCAGGUGAGAUGCAUGAUUUAUGAUCUACAAUAAACUGACAGGGAGCAGGGAAGCGAGGAAACAGCAGACAGGAAGUGACCACGGCGCCGCUAUAAAUAGUCCGUCUGCGUUAGGGUUUAUAAUAACAAUAUCACUACCGUAUUUUUCGGAGUGUAAGUCGCUCCGGAGUAUAAGUCGAACCGGCCAAAAAUGCACAUUAAAGAAGGAAAAAAACAUAUAAGUCGCAUUUUGUGGGGAAAUGUAUUUGAUAAAAGCCAACACCAAGAAUAGACAUUUGAAAGGCAAUUUAAAAU
This is a messenger RNA of Entelurus aequoreus (snake pipefish), 5210 nucleotides long. It is a transcript of the gene slmapa, whose product is annotated as sarcolemma associated protein a. The record is from RefSeq and is a predicted model, not a curated record. The transcript is spliced from 26 exons. Lineage: Eukaryota; Metazoa; Chordata; Actinopteri; Syngnathiformes; Syngnathidae. Gene Ontology annotation, molecular function: protein binding. The coding region runs from base 1372 to 4050 and encodes 892 amino acids.